AUGGACACAUACACAGACCCUCUCCUACACCACCGCCCUAAACUCAGACACUCUCCUACACCACCGUCCCUAAACUCAGACCCUCUCCUACACCACGUCCCUAAACUCAGACCCUCCCUACACCACGUCCCUAAACUCAGACCCUCUCCUACACCACCGCCUAAACUCAGACACUCUCCCUACACCACCACACUACCCAAACUCAGACCCUCUCCUACACCACCGCCCCAAACUCAGACACCCUCCUACACCACGUCCCCUAAACUCAGACACUCUCUCCUACACCACCGUCCCCUAAACUCAGACCCUCUCCCCUACACCACUGUCCCUAAACUCAGACACUCUCCUACACCACUGUCCCCUAAACUCAGACACUCCCCAAACUCAGACCCUCUCCUACACUACCGUCCCCUAAACUCAGACACUCUCCUACACCACUGUCCCCUAAACUCAGACACUCCCCAAACUCAGACCCUCUUCCUACACCACCGCCCCCAAACUCAGACCCUCUCCUACACCACUGUCCCCAACCCGCCCCCAAACUCAGACACUCCCCAAACUCAGACCCUCUCCUACACCACCGCCCCAAACUCAGACACUCCCCAAACUCAGACCCUCUCCUCCUACACCACGUCCCCUAAACUCAGACCCUCUCCUACACCACCGCCUAAACUCAGACACUCUCCUACACCACCGUCCCUAAACUCAGACCCUCUCCUACACCACCCCCCCUAA
Molecule: messenger RNA, 735 nt
Organism: Oncorhynchus nerka (sockeye salmon)
Lineage: Eukaryota; Metazoa; Chordata; Actinopteri; Salmoniformes; Salmonidae
Exons: 3
Coding region: 1-735 (244 amino acids)
Source: RefSeq, a predicted model, not a curated record